Messenger RNA from Pieris brassicae (large cabbage white), 2647 nucleotides. Its product is annotated as protein-associating with the carboxyl-terminal domain of ezrin. The record is from RefSeq and is a predicted model, not a curated record. Gene Ontology annotation, molecular function: ATP binding; protein kinase activity. The coding region runs from base 333 to 2243 and encodes 636 amino acids. Gene Ontology annotation, biological process: protein phosphorylation. The transcript is spliced from 8 exons. Lineage: Eukaryota; Metazoa; Arthropoda; Insecta; Lepidoptera; Pieridae.
UUAUAACAUCUAAGAAUACUUUGUAAUAAAUAACAUAAUUUUAUUUAAUAAUAUUUAUUUCAACUUCAAUAAAUCUACACUACUUUUGGGAAAACACAACAAUAUUUCGAAAUCAUGUUGGCAACGUCGUCUUACUAAUUAAUAGUUAUCUGUGAAUUUUAAUCAAUUUAAUAUCUUGUUUAUAAUACAUAUGAGUUAUUAUUGUAUCGAUGUAAUUUAUAUUAGUAAUAUAAAACAUCAACGCUUGUGGUUGGUCUUGUAAAAUUAAAUGUGACAUGUUAAUCUAGCGUGAAGUUCUAAUCUCAAAGAAAAAAAAUUGAUAAUUUGUCAACAUGGGCAAUGAUGCUUCUCAGUUAAAAGGUUUAGAAAUCGACGAAAAACCGACGGAAACCACAGAUUUUUGGUGUCACUAUAAAGCUACAAUUAGAGAUAGCUGCCGAUAUUUUGGUUUAAACGGAGAUGGAUCUGUGUCUGUCUUUAAAGGAGAAACAAUUAUGGGACCAUUAUGGACAGUUUCUACACCAUUAAAAAAGUUUUGCAAUAAUAUUCUUAAAUAUCGGCAUCCAUUUAUUGUUAGAUAUUUAUCAGCUUGGCAACAAAGAUCUACAUUUCAUUUAGCAACUGAAUUUGUGCAACCUUUAGCACAUGUGUUAUCAUCACAAACUCCACUACAGAAAUGUAUCGGAAUCAAUAAUAUUCUACAGGCAUUAGUUUUUUUACAUGAGCAAGGUUGUGUGUCCCACAAUAAUAUAAGUAUAAGUUCAAUAUAUUUAUCGGGUGAUGGACAAUGGAAACUAGGUGGUCUGCAAUAUCUAUGCAGUUUUUCUGAAUUAACUCCAGCAUAUCUUAAACAGGCUAGAAUUCACAGGUAUGAUAAAGCUGUGGAUCCAAAUGAAGAUUCUAACCAAGUAACAACUAAAGUUGACCAGUACGCCUUUGCAGUGUUGGUGGAAGAUGUAUUUAAGGGAUGUAAUAAUGAUGAAGUCUCACAUCUCAAUGAAUUUAAGGAGUAUUGUAGAGAGUUCCUGCAAAAUUCUGAUUGCAAGAAAAGACCAAAUCUGUUAGAAAUACUGCAACACAACUUUUUCAACCAUGAAUUUAUAUCAGUAUACAAAUUCUUGAGUAAUUUACCAUUGAAGGGAAGUGAUGAGAAAAUGCAUUUUUUUUCUGAUAUUCUAAAAUGCCUUAAAUGUUAUGAUGAAGAAACUGUUGCUAAACAAUUUGGAGGAUUAUUGCUUUCCCGUUUAACGCUUUUGGACCAUACAGCCAGAAAGAAUGUAAUACCAUAUAUUUUAAAACCCCGUUAUGACAGAACACAGAAUGGGGAACAAAAUGGAUUUUUUUGUGUUACUAUCUUUAAGGAGUAUUUAAAGCCAAGAGUAAUACAGCUAUUUUCUGUCAGAGAUAGUCAAAUAAGAAUGCUAUUAUUGAGCCACUUCUCUAAAUAUGUCAAUGUUUUUUCACAUGAAGAGCUUGCUCACCAAAUUUUACCAGAGCUACUACUUGGUAUAAAGGAUACUGAUGAUGACUUGGUUUCUGCUACCCUGAUGUGCUUAAGUGAACUAGUACCAAUAUUAGGAGCGGACACUGUAGUAGGAGGAAAGCGUACUAAACUUUUUACUGAUGGCAGGCCAAACUCCAAUGAUUCUAUACCAAAAAGUUCUGAUGAAUUUGCAAAUAGAAAAAGUUUACAGAAUAAGCAAUGCUCUGAAAACAUAUUUUCAAUUAAUUCAAAUUCUAUGUUUGAUCAAACAUUGGUUUUAAAUGAACGACCUACUCCUGUCGGUGGUGAGUCUGUGGAUAUAGAAAGUACACAAUAUAUUUUAAAUUUAAAAAAUGAGUCUGAUGAAGAAUGGGAUGAUUGGGAAAAUACAAAUCGUAGUCUCGUCCCUAUGCAUGAUUGUAGUUCUGUGCAAGAUGAUCAAGAAACAAAUAAUAUCUUACAACAUGGUGAUAUUUAUCCUCACGAAGAGCAAGACCAUUCUGUUUUAUUACAAAAAGCUGGCUUAGUGGCAAAAAGUAAAAUUAAAGACAUAUCAGAGUUGGAUAUCAAAAGUAAAGUGGAACAGACUAAGAAAGAAGAUGAUUUUGAUUUUUUUGCUGACAUGACACCUGUUAUAGAGAAACAGAAAGUUGUUUUGUUAAAAGAUGAAAGUAAUCAAGAGUUAAGUUAUAAAUUAAACUUUGUACCUGGUAAUGAAGAAGAUGAAAAUACUGGUUGGGAGGAUACAUGGAAUGAUUGAUAGUAAGCAAAAACAAACUGUUUAUUAGAUUGAGAGGACCGAAUGAUCCUCAAACAAGUGAGAUAGAAGUUCAAGAAUGGGCUGCUGGUGAUGCCGAAAACGAGUACAAAGAUAUGAACUGUUAACUGAUGUGGAGAUUGUGCGAGCGAAUAAAGACGACAUAGGACUUUAAACACUGCUUUAAAAUGGGCGGAAUAUAACGAAGUUAUGUUUCGUCCGAUAAGUGAGCGGGCUAUUGAAAUGAAGAUCGAAAUUUUUAAACAGAAGACUAUAACAAACUUUUUAAAUUAUUUUUUAAAAUUAUACUUACUGUCUUUCUUACAUGGUUGUAACUUUGAACAGGCACAUGUCGUUAUGCUUUAUUUUAAAUGUAUUGUAUAAAAUCAACUUAGAAUACCUUCUCA